CAUCCAAAAAAAACAUAUAAACGGUACGUAUUAUCAUGUGAUGAAACUCAUAACUAAUGGGAAAACAAGGAAAAAGAAAUGAAAAGCUAGAAUAGUUCCCAAAAUGACGCGCGUCCACUUCUACUGAAAAAGAAACAUGAAUCAUGGAUCUAGUCUAGCUAGUGUUUUCUCUCUCUCUCUCUCUUGCAUCCAUCCAUGAUCAUUAUACCGUUUGCUUUUUGACCUCAAAAUCGUGAUCUGAGAGAAUUAGUGGGCAUGGUUAGGUACUUCCCAAGUGAUGACACGAGUGCCCUGCCUACCCGCUUUGGGUUCUGGCCGGGGGAUCCAACCACUCCAGGAGUGGUCAGCACUCCUUUCUUCUCCGCCAGACUUCCAGUGGUUUGCCGUCAGCUUCACGAUAAGAAGCCUUUCGGAAUGUUCAGAGGCGAAGAUGGGAUGAACUACACAUUUUCGACCUUUUUAAUCGAAGCAGUACUCAUCAUUUUCUUCAUCAAAGUCGUUUCCUUCCUCCUUCGACCUCUUCGCCAACCUCGUAUAGUCUGCGAAAUCAUUGGUGGGAUUAUGAUAGGACCGUCCAUGUUUGGACGAAGCCGAAACUUCAAUUACUAUCUCUUCCCACCGGUUGGAAAUUACAUAUGCGCAAACUUGGGACUGAUGGGAUUCUUUUACUUCCUCUUCCUCACUGCGGCCAAGACUGACGUUGCAGAAAUCUUUAAAGCACCAAGAAAGCACAAGUACAUUGCUGCCAUCAGUGUUUUGGUGCCUAUUGCAUGCGUUGGGGGCACGGGGGCUGCCCUAAAAGACACAAUGGAUGAGAAGCUGCAAAAGUCUUCGUCCAUUGGAGGGGUCACUUUCGCCUUGGGCUUCACUUCUUUUCCGGUCAUUUACACUGUUUUGAGAGACAUGAACCUUCUCAACUCCGAGGUGGGCAAGUUCGCCAUGUCCGUGACUCUCCUUGGAGACAUGGUAGGGCUUUACGUGCUUGUUUUGUUUGAAGCCAUGACGCAAGCUGACGGAGGAGGUGGAGUAUAUUCCGUUAUUUGGUUUCUCAUAUCUGUGUCCAUCUUGGCCGCCUUUUUGCUUUUGGUUGUGAGACAAAGCUUUGAUUGGAUUGUCGCCAAAACGCCCGAAAGAAAACUCGUGAACCAAAACUACAUCGUCAUAAUUCUCAUGGGUGUCCUUGUCUCUGGUUUUCUCACCGACAUGUUCGGUAUGGCUAUAGCCGUAGGACCUAUUUGGCUAGGGUUGGUGGUCCCUCAUGGCCCGCCGUUGACUUCCACGUUGGCUAUUCGGAGCGAGACCUUCGUUAAUGAAUUUUUAAUGCCUUUCUCCUUUGCUUUGGUGGGACAAAAAACCAAUGUUAACUUACUUAGCGAAGAGACUUGGCCCAAACAAGUCUCUCCUCUCGUUUACAUGAGCAUCGUCGGAUUCGUCACAAAGUUUAUCUCCUCCACUGGCGCUGCUCUCUUCUUUAAAGUCCCCACCAGGGACAGUCUCACGCUCGGCUUGAUGAUGAACUUGAGAGGUCAGAUCGAUAUUUUGCUCUACUUGCAUUGGAUAGACAAACGUAUGGUAGGCUUACCGGGUUAUACUGUCAUGGUUUUGUAUGCGGUUGUGGUCACGGGUGUAACAGCGCCACUCAUUAGCUUCCUCUACGAUCCCUCUCGCCCUUACAGAAGCAGCAAACACCGCACAAUCCAGCACACUCCUCAGUGUACCGAGAUGGGACUGGUACUUGCAGUCUCUGACCACGAAACCUUCUCUGGCUUGGUCACUUUUCUCGACUUCGCCUAUCCCACUAAAAAUAGUCCCUUGUCUAUAUUCGCAAUCCAGCUGAUGGAACUGGCGGGGCGUGCCCAACCGUUGUUUAUUGAACACGAGAAGCGAAGGAAGGAGGAGGAAAAAUACGAGAUGGAAGAAGAAGAGCAUGAGCGUUCACGGAGCAAGCGAAUAGACCAGCUGCAGAGCGCCUUUAAGCUGUACCAAGAGAAAAGAGGCGAGUGUGUGACGCUGCGUGCCUACACCGCCCAUGCUCCAAAGCGUCACAUGUACCAAGAUAUUUGCGAGCUUGCCUUGAACAAGAAAACCGCUUUUAUUCUCUUACCUUAUCAGAAAGAGCGGCUUGAAGACGCAUCCCUUACCGAGCUACGUGACUCUGGCAUGCUUUCGGUAAACGCAGACGUCUUGGCACAUACACCAUGCUCUGUCUGUAUCUAUUACGAGAAGGGACGACUGAAAAACGCGAUGGCUCGGUCAUCCAUGGACAUACAACACACAACACACUCAAGCCAUAGGAGGCAAGAAAUGUAUCGUUUCGUAAUUCUGUUUUUAGGAGGAGCUGAUAACAGAGAAGCUCUGCAUCUAGCAGAUAGGAUGAAGGAGAACCCUAACAUUACCUUGACGGUGGUUAGGUUCUUGGCGUACAACCACGAAGGAGAGGACGAGAGGGAGAAGAAGCUGGACGAUGGGGUGGUCACGUGGUUUUGGGUCAAGAACGAAAGCAACGAUAGGGUUAGUUACAAGGAGGUUGUCGUCAAGAACGGUGCUGAGACAUUGGCUGCGAUUCAAGCAAUGAACGUGAAUGACUACGAUCUGUGGAUAACGGGGAGGAGAGAAGGGAUCAACCCAAAGAUUCUCGAAGGACUCUCUACGUGGAGCGAGGACCACCAGCUUGGAGUCAUCGGAGACACCGUGGCUGGGAGCGUUUUCGCCUCGGAGGGUUCGGUCUUGGUAGUGCAACAACAAGUAAGGAACCAGAAGGGUGGUGAUGGUUUCUUGAACGGCAAGUUUGAUUACAAGCAUUUAGUAUCUCCCUGGUCUCACUCUCAUAACUGAUUUAAUUAGAAACAUUUCUUAAUUGAUUAGAGUUCUUUAUUUUGAUUAUACCGAGUUGUAGAAUCUGUAUUAUUGGGAUGGUUAAUAAAAUUCCAAUACAGAAGCAGCUUAAUUAGCUAGCUAAUCAUGUUUCA
This is a messenger RNA of Capsella rubella, 2969 nucleotides long. RefSeq names its product cation/H(+) antiporter 25. Gene Ontology annotation, cellular component: endomembrane system; membrane. Gene Ontology annotation, biological process: proton transmembrane transport; regulation of pH. Bases 256 to 2835 code for a protein of 859 amino acids. The record is from RefSeq and is a predicted model, not a curated record. Gene Ontology annotation, molecular function: antiporter activity. NCBI's taxonomy places the organism in Eukaryota, Viridiplantae, Streptophyta, Magnoliopsida, Brassicales, Brassicaceae. The transcript has 2 exons.